CCCCGCCCGCCCCGCGCCGACGCCCGCGGCGCCGGACGCGUGCACGGCCAUGGUGCAGGCCUGGUACAUGGACGACGCGCCCGGCGACCCGCGGCGGCCUCACCGCGCCCAGCCCGCCCGCCCGGUGAGCCUGGAGCAGCUCCGCCGGCUCGGGGUGAACUACUGGAAGCUGGAUGCUGAUAAAUAUGAGAAUGACCCAGAUUUAGAAAAGAUCCGAAGAGAGAGGAACUACUCCUGGAUGGACAUCAUAACCAUAUGCAAAGAUAAACUGCCAAAUUAUGAAGAAAAGAUUAAGAUGUUUUAUGAGGAGCACUUACACUUGGAUGAUGAGAUCCGCUACAUCUUGGAUGGCAGUGGGUACUUUGACGUGAGAGACAAAGAGGACAAGUGGAUCCGGAUUUUCAUGGAGAAAGGAGACAUGAUCACUCUUCCCGCAGGGAUCUACCACCGCUUCACACUGGAUGAGAAGAACUACGUGCAGGCCAUGCGGCUGUUUGUGGGAGAGCCAGUGUGGACGGCCUACAACCGGCCGGCUGACCAUUUCGAUGCCCGGGAACAGUACAUGAAGUUCCUGGCGCAGACAACAUAGCAGUGAUCCCUGGAUACCAGCGCACGCCAUGUAAACACGAUAACCGAGCUGGAAAAUCACUCAUCUUCUCUUUGCUUUUCUAUUGUAGACCUGAGACUUUCCUUUGUAGGAUUAAUUGAUCAGAAUAUUUUUUAAUGAAAGUAGCUAUACAUCUAAUUUUCACACGGAAGCAACUGUGGAAAUCUAAACAGGUCACCUUCAUUUUCUCUAACUCAGUGGAGACUAGUGGUUCACAGUCCUGUGUUAGGACGCGCAUUCACCUUUAACCCAAAUCGGAAUUUCAUCUCCCAAAAUGUACCUCUUCAAUGCUCAGUCUAGAUGGAUGCCAUGCCUGCCGUACGAGAAGAUGCAAUAGCAGAUGGCACAGCCAGCUGGUAGAAGACAUCUCUUUCCCCAGAUUAUGCCCUGGGGUGGGCAGCAGGAUGUGGGGGAGCUCUCACGUCAGGGGCACACUCUGAGUUGCCUGCACCACUUUCCUGUUCAAAAUAAAGUAACAGCCUUAGUUUUAUUCUUGUGCCUUGGAGUUACUGUGUGUUCAGGUAUGUAUAGUAUCCUGCCUGGUUUAUUAAAAUCACCUGUUUAAGUUCUUUGUAUGAUUGUACGAGGUACUUCAAAAAGUUUGUGGAAAAAUAGAAUUAAAAGAUAAUAAACAUCUUGUAUAUGUAUAUAA
This is a messenger RNA of Cynocephalus volans (Philippine flying lemur), 1259 nucleotides long. RefSeq names its product acireductone dioxygenase 1 (gene ADI1). Gene Ontology annotation, molecular function: acireductone dioxygenase [iron(II)-requiring] activity. NCBI's taxonomy places the organism in Eukaryota, Metazoa, Chordata, Mammalia, Dermoptera, Cynocephalidae. The transcript has 4 exons. The record is from RefSeq and is a predicted model, not a curated record. Bases 50 to 589 code for a protein of 179 amino acids.